AUGGCCGACAUGAAGGCAUGGCAGCUCGCCACGCCCGGCGAGGUCCAAACCACACUGCAGCUCACGACGGUCGCGCGGCCGCCGCCGGCGCUCAAGCCGCACGAGAUCCAGGUGCGCGUCAUCAGCGCGGCCAUCAACCCGGCCGACUACAAGGUGCCGGCGAUGGGGUUCGGGGCGCGGGCGAUCCUGCCGUUCCCCAAGACGGUGGGCAUGGACCUCAGCGGCGAGGUGGUCUCGGUGGGCAGCGGCGUGGGGGCCCGCGUCUUCAUCAACGGCGGGUCCGGCGGCGUCGGCACCUUUGGCAUCCAGGUCGCCAAGCUGCUGGGGUGCCACGUCACCGUGUCCUGCUCGGCCGCCAAGGCCGCGCUGUGCCGCUCCCUCGGCGCCGACGACGUCAUCGACUACGGGGCCGCCGACGUCGUCGACGAGCUCGCCGCCCGGGGCCGCGUCUUCAGCCUCAUCGCCGACAACGUCGGCUACGACCCGCCCAACCUGUACGCCCGCGCCGGCCGCGUCCUCCUCCCCGACGGCGUAUUCGUCAUUGUCGCCGCCGGGAAGCACAUUGGCCACGCCGCCUCGGCCGUCGCCAACCUGAUUCGGCCGUCGUUUCUGGGCGGCGGCAAGAACAAGGUCGUCUUGUACUUGACGUCGAGCAACCGCGACGACUGGGAUGCGCUGGCGCAGUGGGUGAACGAGGGCAAGCUGACCGCCGUCAUUGACAAGACGUUCGAGUUUGGCGACGCGUUGCAGGCCUUUGAGCAUCUGCAGACGGGCUCGACGGCCGGCAAGGUUGUGAUACAUGUGUCGAGCAAGGACUGA
Molecule: messenger RNA, 819 nt
Organism: Metarhizium acridum CQMa 102
Lineage: Eukaryota; Fungi; Ascomycota; Sordariomycetes; Hypocreales; Clavicipitaceae
Cellular component (GO): mitochondrion
Molecular function (GO): oxidoreductase activity
Source: RefSeq, a predicted model, not a curated record